AUGGUACGGUCACAGUGUCAAUCAGUAACGGAAAAGUAUCUUUCCUUUCAAUUAAGUCGGGUUCGUUUGUCUCCGGUCUUCGGUUCACAAGUUGAGCCCCUUGUUGUAACUGGCAGCACUCAAGAAGAGGUGAAUAGCGUAUGCGUGUGGCAGUAUAAUCGGUAUGCGGAGUACAAAGCAAGCUAUGCUAAUGCGGAAUUGAACGAUGGGAUACCGACACCUCUCACCGAUUCAGCCGAUGAACCGCGUUUGGUCUGUUCUACGACGCAUGCGGGCAGUGUACAACAACUGAAAACUCACACCGACUCUCGGCUCAUAUUCGCUGGUAGUUCAAUGGGUUUUGUAAGCAUCUACAGGCUUGAACUGCCAGAAACCGAGAGAGACGCCUUCCGCGUGCACCAGGUGGGCAUGUGGUCGCGUGUCCCCUCCAAUCCUGGGGACGAGCUCCCCCGCACCGAUGUUCCCAUCUCGGAUGUCUGUGUAUCCGCUGACGCCUUCCAAGUCUUUGUCGGGAACGACCUUGGCGAGCUGUUUGUCUUGGACACUGAAGCGCUCGCCGUUAAACGGAAGCUAACCGUCGCAGCCCUUGGCUUUGAUUUAUCAACAAUCAAUGCUAUCGAAUCAAUCGACCCCUCAUGCAUUGCAACUGCAAAUCAACUUGGACAGUUGAAUGUUUGGGAUCUGCGCUCUCCAAACACAUCUGAUCUCCCCCAAAAACGGAUUGUUCCCAGUACGGGAGAUCCGCGUCCACUACUGUGCCUAUCUCAGCAUCCCGGACAGUCGCACUUGUUGGCGGUGGGUGGCGUAGAUAUCACCAGCGGUGGAGGCAAAACGACAACGACUACAAAUUACAUUUGGGAUCUGCGAGAGGAGCGUCAUCCGCUAAGUGAGAUCGUCUGCCGAGGCAGUGCUGUAUGGGAGGUUCGCUUUCACCCGCACCAACCACAGUUUCUCUACCUCGCUACAGAGGCGGCUGGUCUUAUGUGUAUUCACUCACCUUUUUCAGCGGAUAUAUAUUGUAAUGAAAUGGAAGAACAACAGGAGUCCAAGCAGCUCGAAUCCACGUCUGACAUAAAGGCUCCGUCGGCCGAUGUUGUCAUGGCAGCUUCGACUGCACAUGAUGAAAAAGAUGAUGACGAGGAUGAUGAAGAAGAGGAGGAGGACAAAAUUGUCGAAAAAUCUCACAAUAACCGCUUUCAUAAACGUAAUAAGCGGUUGCCAACACAAAUUGGUGGUGUCGACAAUACAUUUAUCGCCAUUGAACCCAAGUCUGGAAAAGAAGUCAUGUGGAAUGAGAGGAUGUUACCGGAAAAAAAGACAGAGCGCGAUAACAGGUUUUUAACUAUUGUGAAGAAGCUCAAAAAACAAACUCACCCCUUUCUUAUUCGAUUUUUGGAUGCUUGGAUAACAAAAAAUGACUCUGGACCCAGAAAAUUAGUUUUCGUGAAUGAGAGGUUGGACGAUGGCACUUUGAAGCAAUUUCUUUGUAAUUCCACUUCGAGGUCCAAAUUGCUGUGGAGACGGCACAUUGGUCAGUUACUUUCUGUACUUAUGUACCUCCAUCGACUUGGUGUUACCCAUGGUAAUUUGAAAAAGGAAGCAAUCUACUACCAGAGCUCAGGAAAUCUUAAAGUCGGACCAUUUAUGCUCGACUCUUUUUUCGAUCAGAAAUCUCCGGCUGCUGACAUCUAUGCGCUUGGAGUCCUGGCGCUUGAGAUUGCUGUGUGGACCCAGGCAUUCGAUGCUCAAGUCAGUUCAGAGGAGGAGAAAGUCAGAGUUAUGCUGGCUAGUCUUGCUGAUCCUCACCAACGCAGCUUUAUCGAGGCUUGUUGUGAUCCCAAUCCAUCCAACCGUCCCAAAAUCAAGGCGCUACUCAACCAUCCAGCUGUUGCUGAAGUACCCACUCUUAAACUCCUCUCUGCGAAGGUUCUUGUCACCUCUAUGAAAUCUGUGUCCUCGGAAGACACUGCUGUUGGAGGGGGCGGAGCGGGCCCUGGAGGCGCAGCUGAGGGUGGUUCAGGCGUAGGCGCGGGUGUUAGUGGUGCAAAAGCAGAAGCAGCUACAGAUUUUGCGGAGUUGUUGCGAGACUACAUCAGUCACUUGGAGGAUGAGGCAAUAAUUCUGGAUGUCACUUUUUUCAAUGAUCAGGUGACCAAAACGCGCUCCUGGAAGGACUAUCGCUCCAACUUCACUCUAACCUCUAAGUACCUCGAGAAUGUAAAAAAUGGCUUCUACCCUUUUCUUGGAUACCACUUUGGCUCUGUGGCAGCUGAACAAGAAGAAGAGGAGGAGGGUUCAGCGGGACCUGCGGGAGGUGUCUCUACUACUGCUGUUAUCGAUGGAACAGGAAGUGGAGGGCAGCCUGUCAUGGCAACUGCUUCUUCUGGAGUAAUCUCUAAUGCUGCGUCAUCCACCACCUCUCGAAAACAUUCUGCUAGCGUUGUCAGCGCUACAGAUACUCCACCACGUCUUCUCUCGGCCACUCGCGAGUUUUCAUCGGAGGGUGCUAAGGUCGAUGACUUCCCCGAGCUCCCUCUCACCUCCUCAGCUGCUGUCGCUGCUGCUGCCGCUGCAGCAGCUUCGUUAGUGGUCAGCGCGGGGUUCGAGUCAGUGCCAGGUGAUGCAGAGAUAAGACGCCGCUCUCUCCCAAACUCCGUAGCAGAUCGCCUUAUUUCCACGAGUCAGCUGAAGGAGUACGUGCAAACCAUGCUGACGGGUGUUGGUGUGGCCCCACCGCCUGUGUCUGAUGCGGAUACUGUUGCGCUCACCGCCGGUGGGACAGUGACGAACACCGUGCUCAACGCGCCAAGUAGUGUGAUUCAGCAGCCUUACGCUCUGCUCCAACAAACCGCAACUAAUGUUCGUGAAAAGCGCAUUCGCCAACAGUCUGCUUGCGUCUGCGGAAGUAAUGAAGUCUGCCCUUUAGGCCCCGCUGCACUGGGCACGGAUGCUUCUCGCACUAAGCCGACUGGUCGGAACAUACCUCACACACCGCACACCAGCAUUGCCUCCACUCUGACACAAAGUGGAGCACUUUCUCUUGCCUCGGCCAUGGAUGUAGUUCCUCCGCAACACCCUACUUUUAAUUCCUCUGCUCCUGAUACUGCAAUUCCUGCUCCCGAUGCCGGCGCUGCAGGGACGCAGGAAGCGGAGGAUGACGAAGGCGAUGCUGAGAUCUCCGAAGAGGAUGAUGAUGAUCAGAAUGAUUCCGAUGACGAUGAUGAUGACGAGGACGAUGAGGAAAGUGGAACUAAGGGCGGCUCACAGGGCGUUGAGAAGGGUUGUGAUGGCGCCCCUCAAGUUGUCCAUGUUCCUCCACCUUCUCAGCCGCCCACCACCCCUGCUCUCUUCACUCACUGCCAAUACGCCUACAUUGGAGUAGGGCGUUGGCAGGUGUAUGUGCAGAUGUGGUUCGUCGAGGAUAGGUUGAAACGAGAAGCCUAUCUUCAAGUGUUGGAAAAUGAAUGGCAUGACUACGACCGGAUAGCAGAUCUUUUUGAGGGGUCCAAGUGCUUAAGUGGAGGGGACAAAAGUAUUCUGAUUCGACUCCUCGCCAUGGCACGGCACAACAUACCUCUGGUGGAAGGGGAACUUAUUUACCCUUGCUACGGACCUCAGUGCAAUGGCAGCAUCUACGCACAGGAAUUGUACUCCAAGCUAGUCACUUUGCAUUUGCAUCAACAGGCACAAGAGCUGAUUGCGCGAGUCUCUUUGAACGGUGCUGCUCACAUAAUGCCCGUCGCAGAUACCACUGCGUCCCCACAAUACCAGCCCAAGACACCUGCAGCGGCGCAGUCGGCUACUCAAGUAAAUCCAACUAAUGCUACCGCUCCCGUAGCCGCGUCAGUGGCUGAACUAGUCGAUACCAACUCAGCGACCGCUGCAAUGCCAGUCUUGCUCCCCUCUGGUGCCAUGACGACUGCCUCCGAUCCUUGUCGCUCCUCCCUGCCACCCUCACAGCAAGAUCCUGACUUUUGCCCUCACGACCUUGCCGACAAAGCAGAGGGGUUGGAGGCACCCAUUCAUAUGAAUGGCGAUGUGCAGAUUCGACCACCACCCCCGCCAGCGCGACAGCCAGUGACCACAGAAGGGGGUGCAAUUGGUGGAACAACCGUUUCAGCCACGGUGAUGGCCUCCUCUACCUCGGAUUUGAACCCCCCAAAAGUUGCGUCAUUAAAUACAUCCAUGAGACCCAAUAACAAUCAAGACAUCAUAGAGAUGUUGGAUGUGGGAGCGCUGGCACCCCAGAACGCCACUUGUGCCCUCUGUGAUCGACAUGACUACCUCCAUCGCACUGACUUGCCCAACUACCUCACCUCUCCCUGCUACCACUGCCGUGAAAGUCUAGCUCGAGACGCUAAAAUCACUCCCGAGGAUCUCUUUGAUCUGCAUCUCCAACACAAUGUGCCCUGGCCGGCCUUUCUUCAGGCGCGUUUUAACAUUCCUUCGGACGGUCGUUCACUGAAAGAACUCAUUGCUUACGACUGUCGCUGGCGCGGACGCGAGCCCUGUACCUGUCUGCCGGACUCUGGACCGCUUCCACCUUGUGUGGAGUUUCCCUGGUUUUACAAUGACCCUUCCGCCACCUCCACUGCCGUUAUCAAUGCUUCACCUCAGCUCUCCCCCGAUCCCGCCCGUCCCGCCUCCGAAGUCCCUUUCAGUACAGUUCCAUCCCUCUCCACAACCGCAACUGACGCCAAAAUUGGCGAUGCAGGUCAUCCUACCGUUACAACACCACAAGCCGCGGCACAACAACCCAAAACCCCUCAGGCGGAUAGCGCAGCCCCCUCUAAGCAUCAGCACUCGCAUUCACCUCUCAUCCCAUGCUCUUCUCGUCACGCCAGAGGCUCAUUGGGUCCGCCUCAAUGCUGUGAUCCGACAGGCCGUUCUAAAGACGUCACACAGCCAGGGAUAGCUGGACACCAGCACAUCCCUCAGUCAAUCAGGUCUUCCUCGGAGCCCCAACCUCCCGUCGCGGACGCACAGAAAUUGUAA
Messenger RNA from Hydatigera taeniaeformis, 4995 nucleotides. NCBI's taxonomy places the organism in Eukaryota, Metazoa, Platyhelminthes, Cestoda, Cyclophyllidea, Taeniidae. The record is from the annotation of a GenBank genome assembly.